AAGAGGAGGUCAAGAACAGGCAGAGGAAUGGGCAAAAACUUUGUAUGCUGCUUAUGAUAAUGAUUAUAUUAUGGUUGAAAGUAUGAAACGCCUAUUGUUAGCUCCACCUUUACAUUAUUGGACAUUAUACGUUGAUGCUAUAGUACUUCAACAUGAUGGGAAUAUUAUGGACGCACUUUCUUUGGGGGUAAAAGCAGCUCUUUUCGAUACACAAAUAUGCAAUGUAAUUGUACGCCCAGCUGAUGAAGGAAAAUUUCUUAUUGAUUUACCCGAUGAAAUUAGUACUUGGAAAUUGGAUGUUACAAGCGCCCCUUUAAUUGUUGCUGUAACUCGUAUUGGAAAUCAAACAGUUUUCGAUUUGGACCUCUCCGAAGAGUUGUGUUCUAAUAAUACUUUGUAUGUUGGUAUAAAACAAGGAGAAAAUGAAGAGGAUAAUUCUGAGAGUUUAAUAACUUGUAUUAAAAAAGUUGGUGGUGGGGCAGUAGAAAUUGAUUCAAUGAUGGAAAUGUUAGAAAAAGCAACUCAUAUAGCAAGGAAUUUAAACUUUGGAUUGAUGAACAAGUUAAAAAAAGAUGAAGGUUUGAAAGAAAAAAGGACCAAUUUUCCAAGUAUUUUUUGA
Messenger RNA from Meloidogyne enterolobii, 619 nucleotides. NCBI's taxonomy places the organism in Eukaryota, Metazoa, Nematoda, Chromadorea, Rhabditida, Meloidogynidae. The record is from the annotation of a GenBank genome assembly.